Candida tropicalis MYA-3404 is the source of this 1392-nucleotide messenger RNA. Its product is annotated as putative serine--tRNA ligase. Lineage: Eukaryota; Fungi; Ascomycota; Pichiomycetes; Serinales; Debaryomycetaceae. Gene Ontology annotation, cellular component: mitochondrion. The record is from RefSeq and is a predicted model, not a curated record. The transcript has a single exon. Bases 1 to 1392 code for a protein of 463 amino acids. Gene Ontology annotation, biological process: mitochondrial seryl-tRNA aminoacylation. Gene Ontology annotation, molecular function: tRNA binding; ATP binding; serine-tRNA ligase activity.
AUGAGUCCAAAUUUCACCAGAUCAAUGAUUAGAAUACUACGCAGGUUUGCGAGUACUGGCAAAAAUACUUCUAUAUUGCGUAGAGCACAAAUAGAUAUCAAUGAUAUUGUUAAUAGACCAGUGGAAUACAAGAGAUCCAUUGAAAGAAGAUUGUUAUCAUCAAAAUUAAUUCAGAAUGUCGAUUUCAUAGUAUCGAAUCGUAAGAUUCAAAUUGAAUUGUACAAUCAAAUGAAUAACUUAAAAAGAGAAAGGAAUGAAAUUUCAGAGUCUUUGAAACGAGGCACAGGAGAUUUAGCCAUGGUCAAACAGAGAUUGGAAGAGAUAAAAUCGGAGUUGAAACCAUUAGAAAAGAAAUGGAAGGAACUAGAUGAGGAAAUCUACAUCAAGGCUGAAGCUUUACCGAAUCAUGUUUCUCAAAAUGCACCAGAAGAUCCAUUGAAAGAGUCAAUUGACCAAUUUAUUAACUGCAAAUCUGUAAAUGACCCCAAACUUACUCCUGAAUCUUCAAAAUAUGAUCACAAAACAAUUGGGGAAGAAUUGAAAAUUAUUGAUUUUCAAAAAGCGUCAAACGUAUCAGGACCUUCCUGGUAUUAUUUAAUUGGGGAUGGAGCUUUAUUGGAACAAGCAUUAGUUCAGUAUGCUCUUUCCAAAGCAAGAAAACAUGGUUAUACCAUGGUUAUUCCACCAUCUAUUGUUCGAUCAGAGAUUGUUAAUGCAUGUGGAUUCAAACCAAACGAUCAGAAUAACGAGAAGCAAAUUUAUGAGCUAGAAGAUGAAAAGAAAUCAUUAACUGGAACGGCUGAAAUUCCAUUGGCCGCUUUUCAUGCAUCAACUAUAUUUUCAGAAGAUGCCAGUUUUCCAAAGAAAUAUGUCGGUGUUUCUCGAUCAUAUCGUGCCGAAGCAGGUGCCAGUGGAAGAGACACAAAGGGAUUAUACAGAGUCCAUGAAUUCACCAAAGUUGAAUUGUUUCAUUUCACCACCCCUGAAAGAUCAAGUGAAGAAUUACAACAACUUAAACAGAUGCAAGUGGAAAUCAUUACGGAAUUGGGUCUUGCAGCAAAAGUUCUCAAUAUGCCAACUUCAGAUUUAGGUUCCCCAGCAAUGCAAAAAUAUGACAUUGAAGCAUGGAUGCCAGGUAGAGGUUCAUGGGGAGAACUUACAAGUUGUUCAAAUUGUGGAGACUAUCAAGCGAGAAGAUUGGGGAUUCGUUAUAAGAUUCCAGGUGAAACAGGUUCAAAGCAUGUAUCAACCCUUAAUGGUACUGCCAUGGCUGUUCCUAGAGUUAUAGUAGCAUUAAUUGAACAGAAUUAUAAUCCUGAUACCAAAGAAAUUGCAAUUCCAAAAGUACUACAACCAUAUAUGGAUGGUAAGGACAAGAUCAUUCAAAAUUAG